UGGUUCUCAUCUUUGCUGCAGGUUAAAACUAAAGCAAGGAUUGGAAGAAAACUAUAGUGGAUCACCAGUUUCUUUUACAGGAUCAUCUGGACAGUCUACCACACAGAUGGAUUCUUCAGAGUCUGACUAUUUUGAAAACUUUGGCAGAGUUCAUGGGGUUUUAUUGUACAAACACUUUAUCAAAUAUUGGGAUGCAGUGGAAUCAUUCCAGGCAAGAGAAGAUGAUGUUGUGAUUGCGACCUAUCCCAAGUCUGGCACAACUUGGGUUAGUGAAAUUGUAGAUGUGAUCUACAAAGAAGGUGAUGUGGAAAAGUGCAAAAAAGAUGCCAUUUUUAAUAGAGUACCUUUUCUGGAGUGCAGAAAUGAAGAUAAAAUAAAUGGAGUAAAGCAAUUAGAAGAGAAGGCAUCUCCUAGGAUCAUAAAAACACAUCUGACACCUGAACUUCUUCCAGCCUCAUUCUGGGAAAAGAAUUGCAAGAUGAUCUACGUUUGCCGGAAUGCAAAAGAUGUAGCUGUUUCUUAUUAUUACUUCUUUAAAAUGGUGCCUGUUCAUCCAAACCCUGGGACCUUUCCAGAGUUUGUGGAAAAAUUUAUGGAUGGGCUGGUUCCAUAUGGUUCUUGGUAUGAUCAUGCAAAAUCAUGGUGGGAAAAGAGAAAGACUUCACAAGUGCUAUUUAUUUUCUAUGAAGACCUAAUAGAGGAUCUCAGAAAGGAAGUGAUAAAAUUGAUACAAUUUCUGGGAAGAAAACCCUCAGAAGAGCUUGUAAAUAAGAUCGUACACCAUACUUCAUUCCAGGAGAUGAAGAAUAAUCCAACUACCAAUUACACAAUGCUCCCGGACGACAUGAUGAACCAAAAAAUAUGUCCCUUCAUGAGAAAAGGGAUUUCAGGAGACUGGAAAAAUCACUUUACGGUAGCUCUGAGUGAAAAAUUUGAUGAACACUAUGAACAACAAAUGAAGGGGUCCACGCUGAAAGUGCCAACUGAGAUCUAACUACUAUGAUUCAUAUUGACAUAUCGGAGAUUCUUGUUUUCUUCUUCAAUUGUUCUGUAUUCUAUUUUUCAUAUCAUACAUUUAUAUCAAUUAUUCAUUUAUCUAAAUCAAAGACAUCUUUCAUCAUAAAAACUUUUACUGAGGUGCUUCAGUAGAACAUUGCAUGUAUAAUUAUUCAACUUAAUGAUGACAGUUUAUGAAACUUGAUCUGAUUUUAUUUUAUAUUCUCUGAAGAAAACUCAGAAUUUUCCAGCAUUCUUUUGAAAUACCUGUGGUUUCCAAUUAUAUUAUGUUUUAAUGUAUAAUAUAGUUAUGUAGUAUACAGAAAUUACAAGGCAAAAGUAUUGAGAUGUAAAUGUGAAGA
Sorex araneus (European shrew) is the source of this 1358-nucleotide messenger RNA. Its product is annotated as sulfotransferase 1E1. Gene Ontology annotation, molecular function: sulfotransferase activity. The coding region runs from base 107 to 994 and encodes 295 amino acids. Gene Ontology annotation, biological process: sulfation. The record is from RefSeq and is a predicted model, not a curated record. Gene Ontology annotation, cellular component: cytoplasm. Lineage: Eukaryota; Metazoa; Chordata; Mammalia; Eulipotyphla; Soricidae. The transcript is spliced from 8 exons.